Schizosaccharomyces osmophilus is the source of this 1443-nucleotide messenger RNA. RefSeq lists its product as uncharacterized. Bases 1 to 1443 code for a protein of 480 amino acids. The transcript has a single exon. The record is from RefSeq and is a predicted model, not a curated record. NCBI's taxonomy places the organism in Eukaryota, Fungi, Ascomycota, Schizosaccharomycetes, Schizosaccharomycetales, Schizosaccharomycetaceae.
AUGCUGCUUUUGUCCUGGAUAAAUGCUCUGCUGUUUGCAGGAACGGCUCUCGCUUCUAUGCCUCAUGAUACCCAAACAGAUGCCACUGAUUCUUAUGGAACUAUCAAUGAAAAUUACAGUAUUAGCAACUCUCCAAUCAUAAGAGAAAAGGGAAAAUUGUCGUUUUUCCCUCUUGAUGGUUAUCCCAAUAUGGAAGGGUUCUUCUCUUGCGAUCUGUUAUAUCCCAUCCACGGAAAUAAAUCUGAGCCGGCUUAUACAGAACUCUACUUAUUGCCAAAUGUAAACGGAACGGUUCAUUUCCGAAGCAUUUUCUAUCCAGACAUAUUUCAAGCCUAUAAACACGCUAUCGACGGUUCAAAAGACUUGGAAUUUCUAAAGAGUCUUGUCCCAAAACCUGGUGAAAAUUUCUUUGACAGCUCUCUUGACUCCGAUUCAGAUAUGAAAUCCAGUAAGAUACUAGUUCACGAACCCGGCAUGCAUUGCUUUAUUGGGUAUCAAGAAGUUCCGGAAGAUACUGAAUCCUUCUUGCGUACGUCCAAGCCGAAACGUAAGAAUGGUCCGAUCAUGCACGUUCAUUACAGAUCUAGUAAUUACAGAUCUGGUGAUUUUCUAUUUUCUAGGCGAUUAUAUUAUCUUUUCCUUACUUUGUCUGUGAUUUAUAGUUGCGUAGGUUUAUAUUGGCUUAUCCGCUGGCUUCGUAACCCCCGAAAGAUUACCUUUACUCAUUGUCUGUUGUUCACUUGGUAUAUUGCUUUUCUAUUCAACCAUAUUUUUAAACGAUCACUGAUGGCAUACGAGGAGGUUUACAAAACUCACGGUAAUUUUGCUUAUAUCUCGUUGAUAUUUGGUUACUUCUUCGGUGACGGAAUUGAACGUUCUUUAUUUAAUUCGUUUAUUUUGGCGCUUGCACUCGGCAUGGGUUUCGUUCGGCAAAGUUCAUAUAAACUGAUUGCCUUGGUCACACUAGUGGGUUGGAUUCAAUGGGCAUUUAUCACUAUCGCUCCUUUUCUUUUCCCUGUUCUCUUUACGGUUGGUUCUUCUAAAGCAAAAUCUUUGCAAGUUGGAUGGAUGCUUUUCAAUUUUGGUUAUAUUCCCUCAGUAAUGUUCAUCGGUCAAUUCCUAUCUUGCAGGAAGGGUCUUACACCAAAAAGAUCGGAAGCUAAAAGCGUGCACUUUAUGGUGUUCAUAGCACUCACUAUUUUUUCAAUCCUUGUGAGUUUAUUGGUUCACGUGAAAAGUGCUGCAUGUUUUGAUUAUGAAUUUGAUUUAAAUGGGAGAAUUACUUUGGGUACUAUAUUCUUUAACACUCGCAGUGCUUCUUUUGAGAAUCGUGAGGACAUGUUACAAAAUAACAAACUAAGCAAUGUGGAAGAGACUCUGCCGUCAUAUAAAGACGACCCUGAAACGGACUUGCUGGUCGAUGAAAAGCUUCCACUAGUCUAA